Messenger RNA from Mytilus trossulus (common blue mussel), 1846 nucleotides. RefSeq lists its product as uncharacterized. The coding region runs from base 592 to 1476 and encodes 294 amino acids. The record is from RefSeq and is a predicted model, not a curated record. NCBI's taxonomy places the organism in Eukaryota, Metazoa, Mollusca, Bivalvia, Mytilida, Mytilidae. The transcript is spliced from 2 exons.
GCAAGUUAUGUUUGAAAACCCAACGAACAGAUUGUGAUGCGAAAAGUUUCUGCUUGAUAUUUUGAAUGAAACAUAAAAGUUCUUAUGAAUAUCAAGAUAAUGAUGAAGAAAUAUAAUAGAUUGCCUCUACCAAGUUAAUUAAAUAAAAUCGCGAACGUCAUAACAUUGAAACGGAGUUCAUUUUUGUUUUAUAUCAAAUACACACGCUAAUGCAUGGGAUGAAAGUUCUUUACUGAAUGGAUUCAGUGAACAAAGGAGGGUAUUUUUACAACAGUGGUGGUCAAAACCUAGGUCCAGUUUUAUAACAUACAAUGAACGAAGUUUGAACUAUGAAUGUGAUUUUGUAAAAUUAUCUCUCGAUGGUAAUUUAAAUUUUAUUAUCAAAGAAUCAGUAAAGAGUAAACGAACAAACAAAUUAACAAAAUCACUUAUGGAAAACUGUAUAACCCUGUAAAUUACUGUGAAGGCGUGUGUUUGACUGAUAUUGACCCUUUCUAUUAAGAAUUUAUUGGAAUAUUGUCAGGAGUUGAGAGAAUGGUUUUGUGAAUGAAAUGUUAGUUUGAAUAGAACAUUUAGUUUGUGUUUGCAAAAAUGUCGUCUCUUCCUAAGCAAGAAAAAAACAGUUUUCCGCCCAUUUCGAACCGACAGAAAUUGAGCACCUCUAGUAAUGAACAUGAAUUAGAAAAGAGUACAGACUCGUACCGUAAACCAGAUAGUGGUCGAGAUAAUGAGGAUACAUGUGCAAGUCCGGUGUUCAAACUUCCAACAAUCGAGCGUACUAAAUCAAGGAGUAUUUCGAGUAUAUCAAGUCCUACAAGUACACUUGGAUCUCGUCAGUUCUCAAGGGAUAGCAAACCGAGCCGACGCUCAAUUUGUAGAUCUCCGAGCUGUCCAUCAAAUAUAAGAUUAGCUAGAUCAGAUUCUAUAAAUAAGGAUAGAACGGAUUCGUUUAUAGAAAAUAGAGUCUAUAAUCAUUUUCCCCUACGGGAAAACGAAGACGACAAUGUUAAAUUACCAAGUAUUUUUAGAAACGCUUCUAGUUUACCAAUAUCUCCAAGAAAUUCGAGUUUAUCGAAUAAAUGGAAACCGGACAAAGAAAAUGGUUACGUUUAUAGUUUACGGAGAACAGAAUCGUUUCAGGACAGUACUAAAGAAACAAUAAACCACGAACAACAACAAACUCACGCUUUAUUGUUGCCAAUGCGAAACGUAGACAAUGUUUCAAGAGCAAAAAAUAAAAAGAAGAAAAAAUUUCAAAAAUCCCAUUCCGAGAGUUAUGAAAAUACAAUGCCUGAAAAGGAGAGUAGUUUAGGACGAUGGAGUGGGUUUGAAAAUGACCAAAAUAAAAUAAAUGGUUCUAAAGAGUGCUUGAUUGAAGGUACUGUAACCGACCGAUCAGUUGAAAUGGUAAGCGCUAGAAAAAUGAAAAAAUGGAUGAAACAACAUCCAUCAAAGGAAGGCCAAGUUAAAGCUUAAAUCAAGGUCAUGUUAAAGCUUAAAUCGUGCUCAUUGUACAUAUGUUACAAGCAACGCAUAAUUCGGGAUGUGUGCAAAUAAGAUUUUACUGUGAUAUCCUUCGUGAUUAUAGUUAAUCAGUUAUGAUUGCAUUUAAAUGAAAUUAAUUUUGUUGAUGACUAUUACGAUGUAAAACUGUUAAUAACACUGCUAUUCGGAAUGCCUCUUUGUUGCCGAAAAUAUUUGGUGCAGACUGUGUCUUGUUUGACAAUUGGAAUCACUGCAGUGUCCGAUGUUGUCCUUGUGCACAGUAUUAAUUAUACCAUUUGAUGUUUUUGUAUAUAAUUUAUAGUGCAAAUAUAUGCACGGAGUAAAACUCCGUUAAUUUAAA